Molecule: messenger RNA, 157 nt
Organism: Paraglomus occultum
Lineage: Eukaryota; Fungi; Glomeromycota; Glomeromycetes; Paraglomerales; Paraglomeraceae
Source: the annotation of a GenBank genome assembly
UUCUUCAUCUACAAGCAGUUCCUCCAGUCAGACAUCGAAUGAUCAACCCACUACCGUACCAUCAAUGGCCGGAAUGGGAACGCAUGCUUUGCUAUUGAAGAGUUUUGCGUUAUUAGGCAGUAUUGCCAUCGGCACUGCUAUCAUACUGGUGGUUUAG